Messenger RNA from Vicugna pacos (alpaca), 1264 nucleotides. NCBI's taxonomy places the organism in Eukaryota, Metazoa, Chordata, Mammalia, Artiodactyla, Camelidae. The record is from RefSeq and is a predicted model, not a curated record.
GAUACUCAUUUGUUUUUCCUACCUAGGUUUUUGAAACAUGAAUCCUUCAGUGUUCCUGAUUGCCCUUUGCUUGGGAAUAGCCUCAGCUAUUCCAAAACAUGAUGACCGCUUAAAUGCACAGUGGCAACAGUGGAAGGCAACGCACAGGAAACUAUAUGACCCGAAUGAAGAACAAUGGAGGAGAGCAGUGUGGGAGAAGAAUAUGAAAAUCAUUGAACUGCACAAUCAAGAAUACAGACAAAGGAAACAUAGCUUCACCAUGGCAAUGAAUGCCUUUGGUGACAUGACCAGGAGAGAAUUCAGACAGGUGAUGAAUAGCUUUCAAAACAAGAAGAGCAAGAUGGGGAAAAUGUUCCCAGUAGCUGUCAAUAUUUCCAUCCCUGCUUCUUUGGAUUGGAGAGAGAAGGGCUAUGUAACUCCUGUGAAGAACCAGGGUUCGUGUGGUUCUUGUUGGGCCUUUAGUGCCACUGGCGCCCUUGAAGGCCAGAUGUUCCGGAAAACUGGCAAACUUGUCUCACUGAGUGAGCAGAAUCUGGUGGACUGCUCUUGGCCUCAAGGCAAUGAGGGCUGCAACGGUGGCCUAAUGGAUUAUGCCUUCCAGUAUGUUAAAGACAACGGAGGCCUGGACUCAGAGAAAUCCUAUCCAUAUUCUGGAAAGGAUGAAACCUGCCAUUACAGACCCCAGGAUUCUGCGGCCAAUGACACUGGGUUCAUGGACAUCCCUAAGGAGGAGAAGGCCCUACUGAAGGCAGUAGCGAGUGUGGGACCCAUCUCUGUUGGUAUAGAUGCAAGCCUUACCUCUUUCCAGUUCUAUAAAAAAGGUAUUUAUUACGAUCCAGACUGCAGCACUGAAAACCUAGAUCAUGGCGUCCUGCUGGUUGGCUACGGCUUCGAAGGACUAGGCACAAAUAAUGAUAAAUAUUGGCUCGUCAAGAACAGCUGGGGUGAAGGCUGGGGCAUGAAGGGCUACAUAAAGAUGGCCAAAGACCGAAACAACCACUGUGGCAUUGCCUCCGCGGCCAGUUUUCCUACAGUCUGACCCUCAAGGACUGGAUGAGAACAGAGUACCCAGAGAAAGGACGUUACCUUAAAACUGACCAGACCUUAUUGUGUGGGAUGAAACACUUGAAUUAUUGAAGAUCCAAGCUGUGACUUGAAUCCUGUGAUAUUUUCCAAUGAUGAACUGUGACCACUUUAAUUACUGCUGUAAAUAGGUUUGUAUGAUUGACUUCCCUAAUAAAUUUUUAAUGUUCAUGUUUUAAAA